Molecule: messenger RNA, 295 nt
Organism: Staurois parvus
Lineage: Eukaryota; Metazoa; Chordata; Amphibia; Anura; Ranidae
Source: the annotation of a GenBank genome assembly
CCACCGGACGAUUGCAGAGUAUCACUGACGAGGGAGGUCUGUAUCAUUCUGCUUUGUAAUGCUCUGGAUGCAGCAAACAGCAUGCCUCCCUAAUAAAACACAGCACACAGUAAAACAUGCACAGCACACAGUUAACCCUUUGAUCAGCCCAGAUGUUAACUCCUUCCUGCCCAGUGUCAUUAGUACAGUGUCAGUGCUUUUUAUUAGCACUGAUCACUGUAUUAGUGUCAUUGGGGAUGUCAGUGACAGUCAGUUCCCCCCCAGUGUCAGAAUGCCCACCGCAAUCCCGCUAUAA